AAAAAGUUGAAAGUGGAGGCUCAAUCCACGUGACUAACUUUUGUCGACGAACACAUGCGCCACAUGUCGUACGCCACAGUGUGGCUCAAGCAUUCUCAAGCUCAUCCAUCGUGCUGCGAUACGUCAGCUCUCCGUCUACUCCACCGUCAACGUCGCCCGCCAACCUCGCCGCACUAGCAUUCGUCACCGUCGGCGUCCUUACUUUCUGGUCUCAGCCAGCAUAUAUCCAGGGCAGGACAAUCAUUCAAUUUUAUUGGCGGAGUAGUUCGAUAUACUGUCAAAAUGUCGUACUUUUUCUCAACCCCGGUCGACAUCGACGUCGUCCUUCAGGACACUGACGAGCGGUCCAUGGUUGACGUCAAGCUUGAUAAGAACCGCAGAGAAAAGGCUCCAUUGUAUAUGGACGGCGAAUCGGUUAAGGGGGCCGUUACAGUCCGCCCUAAAGAUGGAAAGCGCUUGGAACACACCGGCAUCAAAGUCCAGUUCAUUGGCACGAUAGAAAUGUUUUUCGAUCGAGGAAACCAUUACGAAUUCCUAUCUCUCAACCAAGAACUUGCGGCGCCCGGUGAGCUACAGCACCCACAGACGUUUGAGUUCAACUUCAAGAACGUCGAAAAGCAGUAUGAGUCCUAUAACGGCAUCAACGUCAAGCUACGCUACUUUGUCCGAGUCACUGUCUCGCGCCGCAUGGCCGAUGUCAUCCGUGAAAAGGACAUCUGGGUCUACAGCUACCGCAUCCCCCCGGAGAUCAACAGCAGCAUCAAGAUGGACGUCGGUAUUGAGGACUGCCUGCACAUAGAAUUCGAAUACAGCAAGAGCAAAUACCAUCUCAAAGACGUUAUUGUUGGUCGAAUCUACUUCCUUCUGGUCAGACUGAAAAUCAAGCACAUGGAACUAUCCAUUAUCCGUCGAGAGACGACUGGUGCCGCCCCUAACCAGUACAACGAAAGCGAAACAUUGGUUCGAUUUGAGAUUAUGGACGGCUCCCCUUCCCGAGGCGAGACUAUUCCUAUUCGCCUGUUCUUGGGAGGUUUCGACUUGACUCCUACGUUCCGUGAUGUCAACAAGAAAUUCUCGACACGGUACUACCUGAGCUUAGUCCUCAUUGAUGAAGACGCCCGCCGUUACUUUAAGCAAUCCGAAAUUAUUCUUUAUAGACAGGCUCCCGAAGAUGCAAAGCUUGAGGCUGCCGAAACUCAUCAGGCCCUCCCCGCGCCUCCUGAGAGCAAGCUGCCGCAGGUUCAGGCUGCCGAGGCGUAAGCGCCAAUUGGGAUCCGAGGAAACCCCAUUUUGUAUGUUAUUUGCUUUUGAGCAUGAAGACUGGCGUUACAAGGCGUUUCAAGCCAAUGGUGGCAACAAAUUUUACCCUAUUAUAACAAUAUUAAGCAAUUAUUGAUACUGCAAGAAGUGCUGGCAAAAUGGGACUAGUAUUGAUCAAAUCAACGCAAACACCUGUAAGCUAGUAAAAAGAGUAGAUCUACAUUAAAAAAAAAGGAACAGCCUAUUCAAUAUCGCAGCUGCCUCAUACAAUUUCCAUGACAUCGUCCGCCUCAAAUCCAAACUGAUUAUUUUGAAUCGCCGCAAUGCGGUCCAGCUCAUCUUGGUAUUGCUUCCUCACGUCCGCCAGCGAAACAACCUUGCGCUUGCUAUUUUCUCCAGGAACACCUUCGUCAAAGAUCCAGGCCUGCUUGGCAUCGACACAGCUCAAGGCGUUGAUAAGCAGGAGAUACUGCCUUGUUACUGGUGUAUCAAGGACGUCGUCACCAGCAAAUCUGUCGCCCUCGCCGGCUAGCUUAAGCUUCUGUAUGCGAUCGAGCAGCACCCAAGCUGCGCCGCGGUAGUUACGACGCUUUAUACGCCACGAGUAGAGGAUCUGAUGAUACUGAGCACCGUCAACCACGUCCAUGGAGCCUUUGCAUCGCUUGGAGAGGAAGUCAUCAACCUGCUGCUGCAUGCCUGGGAAGGGAAGGGCAACGAGAUCGUUGUUGUGGCUUGUGUCGCACAUUUUAUCGACGAGCUGUCGCAGACUAGACUGCUUCAGGGCCUGAUCCUUAAUGGACAGCAAUGUUGUGUGAGCGAGUUCGAAUUGCGAUGUGGAGAGUGUGGCGUUGAAGAGGCGAGUGAGCAUUUCGGCCUUGACCACAUUGUUGUCGGGGCUUGCGCCUGUGAAUUGCAUGGCGAGACGGCCGAAUUCUACGACGUACGAGUAGGCUCGCUGCGAGUCAUAGAGAGCUACAAUAUGCGAGUAGUAUCUGGCCAGGCCGCAGUUGAGGAGCGCCCACUCGGUGUCAUCAAGCAAGCCGCCGCUGUGGCGGUCUAGCUUGGCGUUUUCGUUGCUCAUGCCAAUGGCAGCUCUUCUGAAGGACAGGGCUGCUGAGCCAAAGUCCUUGAGAGCCAGGGCGACGCGGCCCUGGACGUACACUGAAAAGGGGCUCUGGUCGCAGAAAGGUGUCAGGUCGUUUGCUAGGUCGGCUCGUUCCCGCUUGACAAGCGAGCACUGAAUAAGAGAUGGAGAGACUUCAAUAUCGCUGUCGGGGGCACAGAGGUUAGCGACCAAAUCUGUCAAGCUCUUGGGGGCAAAUUCGUCGCCGUUCUUGGAGAAACCCAGCAAAUGGUCAACAUUCGCCUCUAGAGCUGUGACUGUUUGUACUUCAUCGCCGCGCUUGGUCUGAGGGGCACCCUUUACAGGCUUGAAGAGUGGUACAGAGAUAUCGGUUUGUGACAGCCACUUGAGCAGUUCCAGGCGUCGCAGGAUACCGACAAGCUGUCUAAAGACAGCGCCGAUAUCAACGCGGUUGUGAAGCGCCUCAUCCUCAGUGUCGAACUCGAAUUCCAUAUGAACAAGUAAGAUCAGCUGGCUGAAGCAGAUCUUCCAGAGUAGGUCAAGGCUAUCUCUUGUCGCAGACAUGACUAGCUUUCGGCCAAACUCGGUGAGAGGUUGCUGCAAACUGUGGCCCUUCGUCGCGGCGGGUGCCAGGACGAGGUCAAUGAGCUUGCCGUAGAGUUCGUUGGUGACAAGGCCAAAGUUUUGACCGAGGACAUCCGCAAUCUGGGCACAGUCAUCAUCCGUGAUGCCGCGCCAGAAGCCUGCCUUGUCGGAGAAAUAUUGAAUGCGCUCCAAGUCGGUCUUGGGCGACUCCUCAAAGAGCUCAGGGCGUAGCGCGGCGUGGCAGAGCUGAAGGUAGUUAUCCGAAAACCCAUCGACAAACUGCAGACCAGAGUUAAUGAGAGCAGCUUGAUUCUGGGAGUCUUCGUAGGGCAUGCUCAAGUUAUGAUAGAUGUGUUCGACAGCACUGCAUUGGCGAAUAGCGGAAACGAGGUCAGAGCAAACCACCCAGGCCAUUUCAGAGUGUGCGUCAAAGCAGAGGCAAAUAGCUUCACCUCGUUGUUUGUCAAGCUCAAUGAGGAGCCUGUAGAAUCUGCGCCAUUGGCUCUCGCUGGCGGCGCGGAACUGUUCGUAGUCCAUAGCGCCAGAGGAGCUUCUAUCGAGAGUGGCAGUAGAGCCAAGUACGGAGCAGAUGGACUCAGCCAAGCCUCGUCCCUUGCCGCUGUCGCGCGACUUGCCAAGGCCACGUUCGUAGAUAGCCAAGGCAGCUUCUAGUGUCGCUUUUGUGAAACGGCCAGGCUGGAGGAUGAGUUGCAACCAUUUUUCUGUAACGUCUUGAGGAUCGCAAGGGCCUGAUGUCUGAGCUGUAACAAGGCCAGUCUCUGAGUAGACGCCAUCCCACCUGAGAUGCCAGUUUUGCUCCAUUCUCUCUCGGUCUAGUUCUAAGCGCUGGACCCUGUAUGUCAAGUUGUUCUUCCAAAGAGUCCACAGGCUGAUUACACCUUCCGUCACAGAGGUCAGCGCAAAAUCCGCGAGCGUCCAAAUAUCGGCCGAUGGAGUGUUGGGAAUAAGAGUAAGCUUGGGGAACAUGUCCUCCAUAGUGACCUUGUGGGAGUCCUUGGCAACGAUCUUCCAGAACUUGAACUCGCCAGCACCAACCGGGGAGUAGGUUGCAGCGAUGCGUAUGCCUCGGCUCUCGCCAACGAUUUGAAGUAGGUUUGACUGGGAUGGAUCGACUGUCCAUUUGCCAAUAUCCUGGGGGUUUCGGUCGGCGUUGAGAAGAUCUCCGGUAUGCAGAAUCUGGCCAUCUUGGACGUUCCAUAUGCGAAUGCGAUGAUCGAGGCAAACUGUCAAUGCAAACAACGAGUCGUCCAGGCCAAGCGAUGAAACGAGAACGGAUGUCGCGGUGCUGUAUUCCAUGUUUGCUCGGCCGUAUUUGAUGGUGUGGUUGCCAUGGAAAGGAAGCAUGCUUCUCAGGUUCUGCUUCCAACCCUGGACGUUGAAGAAGGUUUCUUUCCAUUUACCUGACGAAGCUUGUCUGCAGUUAGCAAUUGUGAGUUCAGUACCAAGGAGACUAUCUACUUACGAUCGUCUGCGUGAUUACGGUCGAAUCGAAUCAUUCCACCAUCGUUGACCGUCACCAGCAGCGUGUUGGAUGAAACUGCAACCAUGCGGUGAGGAUACUUGAAGCCCAAUCCGGCCGGAGCUUGGACCUUAGCCAGGUCUGCAAGGCCAAUAUCCACGGCAGUCCUCUUUCUGAAAAACUCUGGUCGCAAGGUGAAUGUAUAGAGGUGGCAGGACGUGUCGAGAACAAAGACGCACAGCGCGUCAUGCUCCUGAGGAUCGGCAAACGCAACACAGCUGGGCUGGAUAGGCACCGUGAAGUGAAAGUUGAGGAUGAGCGUGGCAUCGAGGCCCUUGUUUUCUCUGGCAAUAUCGAUGGCGCGAAUGCUCAGCAGCGUGCCGUCCUCGAGGACGCGCCAGAGGAAGCUUCGCGGGCCAUGGUGGAACUGGCGAUGGUAUAUGGCGGACGAUGACGCUAGGUUCUUUUGCUUAAAUGCAGCUUCUUCCUCAGAGGCACCAUCAGCAGAACGCUGUCGCUGGCUUCGAGCUUGCGCAGAGGUCGAGGGGACUCGGAUCGUCACAAUCGAAGCUGGCGCCGGAGGCUCGAGAUUCAAGCGGGUCUCUUUGAAGAGAAACUGCGUGUCGCCCGAAUCCAUCUCGCCCCCUUUGAUCAGAUAAGCAGCAUCCGCCGGUGCGAACGUGCUCCGUGUGAAUCGGGAUUCGUUAAUUGGUCGAGGCGACCGGGCGGUUGGUGAUGCACGGGAG
This is a messenger RNA of [Torrubiella] hemipterigena, 5155 nucleotides long. The record is from the annotation of a GenBank genome assembly. NCBI's taxonomy places the organism in Eukaryota, Fungi, Ascomycota, Sordariomycetes, Hypocreales, Clavicipitaceae.